AACGAGAAGUGCGAUCGAUCAUAACCUCAAUAUAUUAGCAAACAAAGUGAAGUGAAUAUUUUCGAAUUGGGGUAAGAACCGGUGACCCAGAGUGAGCUGUUAUAAAACUGCACUCGCGCACAGCUUCUUCGAAAAUUCCCAACCGAUAAAAGCACCAUUAUAAAUCCACAAUGGACCUUUUGUGCACGGAAAACAUAAUACACGAGUAUGAAACGGAAACAUUGUGUCACCACCAACAAACUCUACAAAAACAGUCAACGUCGUCGUCGCCGUUAAAAACAGAACAAAAACAGAUCCAUCAAUCCGCAAUAAGCAACAGCAGCAACAGCAAUAUCUCGCCAACGUCGCUGUAUUCCAGCAGCUCAUCGUUGUCAUCGUCCAGCUGUUGCUCUUCAACGACAAACUCAUCGGGAUACAAUUCGACCGGCAGCAGCAGUAGUAGCAGCAGCAGUGCCAGCAGUUGUCACUCGUCCAAGCUGACAUGUGAGGAGAGUGCCAACUCGGCUUAUUUGGAAACAUGUGCUCCAACACAGCACCAACAACCGGCUCAUCAAAACAACUCCUCCUCGUGCUCCGGCAGUGUGACAUCAUCAACAGGACAAAAUGUCUACACAAAUCACUUGAUACAUCGUUCUUUGGACUAUGUCAAUACCGCGACAGAAGAUCCAACAUUUUUGACCGAUCGCUGCCUGGAAAAUGCCCUAAAGGCUGAAGAGAAGAGACCCCAGCCAAUUUGUACGUAUUUCAAGACGAUACAAAAGGACAUUACCCCGCCGAUGAGAAAAAUUGUGGCCGAGUGGAUGAUGGAGGUCUGUGCCGAGGAGAAAUGCCAAGAAGAAGUUGUACUUUUGGCCCUCAACUACAUGGAUCGCUUCCUGUCCACAAAAUCGGUGCGAAAAACACAUUUACAAAUUCUAGCUGCUGCCUGCCUCCUGCUUGCCUCAAAACUACGUGAACCCAGUUGUCGGGCAUUGUCUGCCGAACUGUUGGUAUUCUACACAGAUAACAGUAUACACAAAGCCGAUUUGAUUAAAUGGGAACUAUUCGUUCUUAGUCGUUUGGGCUGGGAUUUGUCAUGUGUCACACCACUGGACUUCUUGGAAUUGUUGCUGAUACGUUUGCCCAUCAGAAGUGCUGACUAUCCCGAUUUGGAUGUGGACAAAGUGCGACAACAUGCCCAGGCGUUCAUAUCGUUAGCAGCCAAAGAACACCACUUCUCAAUGUACUCUGCCAGCACCAUAGCAGCUUCUUCAAUAGCGGCUGCCCUCAGUGGAUUGAAUUGGCAUUUGCGUACGGGUCAAAAUUUACGCUAUUUACUUAAUCUUUUAACUGAUUUAACCAGUGUGGAACAGGAUAAUCUUCAUGAUUGUAUGAUGCAAAUGGAAACAAUAUUCGAGGAACAUAGUCGCAAUUUACAACCGUAUUUAGGUAGCGUGGAAUAUGCUGCUCAUCAGCAACAUCAAAGCAAUAAUUGUUUGAGUUCAUCCGAUAUCAGUUCGGCGUCAACACUGUCGUCGCCUGGAGAUGUUAUUACAGUUUCGCCCACCAUUGGAAAUCAAUCUCAAUAUAACCAUAAUCAGAGUCAUCAUCAUUAUCUUCAUAACUAUCAUGGUUACCACCAUGACAGCAAAAGCAACCACCACCAGCAGCAACAACAACAGUACAAUCAUGUUUAUCAGCAGCAGCAACAUCACUUCAAAUCUCUACAUCAUCAUUCCACAGUGUCCACUUCUAUUUCCGCCAACUCACCUUCGUCGUCAUCAACAACAUCGAACCAUGGUGGUGUGGUCAGUGGCAGUGUCACUGCCAAUGUCUUAUUACCCGAUUUAACGCAAACCUGCAAAAUGCAGGCUAAUGCCCAAAAAGAGGUGCAGGAUAUAAAAUUCUAAGUCGUAUAUUUAAGUUUUAUUUUUUAUUAUUAUUAUUAUGAUUUUUUUUUAUCAUUUAACAACACAAUUUUGUUAAUUGUUAUGUUUAAGGAA
Musca vetustissima is the source of this 1982-nucleotide messenger RNA. RefSeq lists its product as uncharacterized. NCBI's taxonomy places the organism in Eukaryota, Metazoa, Arthropoda, Insecta, Diptera, Muscidae. The coding region runs from base 171 to 1889 and encodes 572 amino acids. Gene Ontology annotation, molecular function: cyclin-dependent protein serine/threonine kinase regulator activity. Gene Ontology annotation, cellular component: cytoplasm; cyclin-dependent protein kinase holoenzyme complex; nucleus. Gene Ontology annotation, biological process: positive regulation of G1/S transition of mitotic cell cycle; mitotic cell cycle phase transition; regulation of cyclin-dependent protein serine/threonine kinase activity. The transcript has 5 exons. The record is from RefSeq and is a predicted model, not a curated record.